This is a messenger RNA of Neltuma alba, 449 nucleotides long. RefSeq names its product ent-kaurene synthase-like 3. The transcript is spliced from 2 exons. Gene Ontology annotation, biological process: gibberellin biosynthetic process. Lineage: Eukaryota; Viridiplantae; Streptophyta; Magnoliopsida; Fabales; Fabaceae. The record is from RefSeq and is a predicted model, not a curated record. Gene Ontology annotation, molecular function: magnesium ion binding; terpene synthase activity. Gene Ontology annotation, cellular component: chloroplast. Bases 1 to 432 code for a protein of 143 amino acids.
AUGUAUCUAAUUGGACCUAAGCUUCCACAAGCCGUGGCUGAAAGUUCAGAAUGCAAUUAUGUUUUAGACGUUCUUGGCCUCCAUGGGAGAUACCUCAACGACGUGAAUGGCUACCAGAGGGAGAAAGAACAAGGGAAACUGGUGAACUCAGUAGGGUUGAGGUUGAUUAGUGGGAGUGAAGAAGAAGAAGAAGAGAUGAAGAAGAAGAUAAAGAAGAAGGGUGAAGAGAAAAGGAAAGAGCUUCUGAGAUUAAUGGUGAAGAAAGGAGGAAUCAUAGCAUCCACUGACGUGAGAGAGGUGUUUUGGAAAAUGUGCAGAACUCUUGAGGUGAUUUAUGGGAAGGAUGAUAUAAUUUAUUCAACAGAAGUGCCUGAUGAGGUGCGAAACAUCGAAGAUAUUGUACUUACAAAUCCCAUCGUUUUGGGUUGUUAAUUGUGGGCUGGGCUCAC